This is a messenger RNA of Moneuplotes crassus, 2495 nucleotides long. The record is from the annotation of a GenBank genome assembly. Lineage: Eukaryota; Ciliophora; Spirotrichea; Euplotida; Euplotidae.
CAUGGAUCGACAAAGCUCACGAUCAUCUACAAAUAGCCACAAAGGCAAGAAGAAGCAAGCAUCUGAGGAGGACAAGGUCACUGAGAUCAUUGUCAUAUUCUCCAAGCAUCUAGAGCAAGAGACUCUCAGUCAGACGAUCAUAGAUGUCUUCUUCGAGAUCAUGGAUAAUAAUAAGAAACUUCCCAAAAAUAGUGAGGAUCGGGUGAUAAAUAUGUUCUUGUCAUCCCUCAUCUCGGUGAUUUCUUUGAAAGAAGACGACCAGAUAGCAUACAAAUGCCUCAAGAUCCUCACCAAAUUCUUGAAGAACGACAAUUUGUUGUUGACCAAAUUCAAACCUAACUCUUUAAUUUUGAAAAAGAUGAACUUUGAUUUCUGGAUUCAAAGACCUGAGUUUUCCAAGGGAGCUAUAGACUUGGUAACCUUCCUCCUCAGGUUCUACACUUCCAUUGAUUACGAGUCCUUCAGUGACAAGACGGAUAUCAUAAACUUGCUCAAGCGAUCUGAGAUGCUUAAGUGCUGGACAGACUUGGAAGAUUUAGCCACUGGAGUUGACAGUUUUCAUAAAUAAAUCUGAAGAGACGCUGACCAGUCAUAGCAAGUAUAUCUCCACUCUGAACAAGAAGAUUGAUAAGAAUACUAAAAAUCUCGACUCCCUUAACACCACUUGUAAUGAAAUAAAAAUUCAGGUUGAUCGGAUUGUAGAUAAGACUCAGAAUGAGCUCCGCAAUGAGAUUAUCUCUGAAUGCCGCAGUAUUGUCAAAGUCAGAAUGGACGAAAUGGUCGACCUUGUCGAGAAAUUCGCCACCUUAGUAAAAACUACUGAGCGAAAACAGAAGGAAUUUGAACAACGUGUAGAACAAAAAUAUGCCCUCCAGUCAACACGAAAAGAUCAAAUCGAGGAUAUAUUAAAAGACCAUAUUGACUUGAUUAAGAAGCUACAUUCCCAACAACAAGGAUGUACUGACUCUGUCACUGAGCUCAGCAAAGAGGUGAAUGAGAAGAUCAAAGAAGUCAAGGAUGACAUGUCAAUUAAGAAUAAACUUUUCGAGUUCGAGAAAGAUAUCAUAAAAUUCUCUGAAACAAUGGAUGAAUUCAAAACUGACCAAAAUAGCUUCAAGCUUAUCAUUGAAGAGGACCUUGAAUCAUGGAAAUCUAUAUCCCAAAACAUGGUCAAGGAGACUAAGGCCCAACUCAAAGUGUUUGAUAAAAGUCUGAACAAACUUUCUAUCCCAGAGUUGGAAAAAUUAGAAGAGAAAAUACAGUUUGUGGAACAAGAAAUUGUUAAUGUCAAGAACACACAGAUCAAGCACAGCAAUUCAAUGAAACUAGAAACCUCUAUUAAAUCUAAGUCUAAAGGUGGAGAGAAGUUCACAAGUGAAGAGAUCAGGAAUUUUGGAGAAGAGCUUGACGCUAUCAGCCUCUUUGUCCAGAGAUUUGCAGAUACACACAUCUUCGACCAGAUCAGGAUCAUUAAAGAUCCUGAUGUAACUGUUAAAGAGAAAAUGGACACAAUGGAUUGGCUGGCACGGAACUCUGAGUUCAUUUCUACAGAUGCAGUGACGAACUGCUUGAAGGAAUUCCAGGAACUCUAUUCGGUAGAAAAUCCUCAGAGGAAGAAUGAAUACAUUAACAGCAGAAACCACUCAAUGGCUGUAGUCAAUGUACUACAGCUGAUAGAGCAUACUGAGAAAUUGGAGCCCGAUGAAGAUACUGAUUAUAAAUUCUCUCUAUAUUACUCCAUUCUGGAGCCUCUACUCAAGAAUAACUAUAACCUUGAGAAAGCAGCCGAUAUGGAAAUAAUCGAUGUAAUCAUGAGAUCUCUGGUCCAAAGCUUGCGUGAACUAGAAUCUAUAAAAUCCAGAGACCCUGGGAUGAAGGGAUAUGUGUACCAAAAGUACAAGUUUGACCUAAAAUCUGAGGAAGUCUUGCCCAAAAAUCACCUUUUCAAGUACAUUCUCCGCUGCCUUACCUCUUGCAUGAGGAACCAGAAGAUAAUCCAGAGUUUCUUGUGUGACAAUGAGGAUAACAUCCGUGUUAUCCUUAAGAUAAUCGAGAAAGUGAGAGAUGAGGAGAUUCUUGCCAAUUCUAACAAAAUUCUUAGGAUUAUCUUCAGAGAUGACCAUAGAGUCAACGAUUUCCUCAUUGAAAGAAGACAGAAAUUCAAAACCAAUGAAGUCAAGGCUUACCUAGGCAUGGAUGAGAAUACUCUUUCCGAGGUCAUUAAUUCUAUCCUAGAAGGAAUUGGAAACAACGAUUUCAGUGAGAUCGUGCUGGUAGAGUCCACUGCUGCAGCCCUGAACUUUGUGAAGAACAAAGACCUGAUCAAGUUCAUUGUGCCUCAGAACAUCCAAAAUUUGAUAAAGCUUGUAACUGAGAAUUACGAAAAGCCUAGAGUCUUAGCGAUCCAGUGUAUCCAGAUUAUUGCAGAGCUUGAAGAAUACAAGAAGUACAUCAUAAACUUGGGUGCAGAGGAUAUUUUAGAAAUCGAUGUUUAG